AUGGUUAGAGAAAUCGCUGAUGAAUCUCAGUUUCAAGAAGAAUUAAAUUCUUCUUCAACAAAGCUACUUGUUGUGGAUUUCACAGCUACGUGGUGUGGUCCUUGUCAGCGGAUUGCACCAUUUUAUGAACAAAUGUCAAUAAAAUAUCCUAAGGCAUCCUUUAUUAAAGUGGAUGUUGAUAAGUGCCAAGAAACUGCAGCUAAUCAAAGAGUAUCUGUUAUGCCGACAUUUUAUUUUUACAGGAAUAAAGUGAAAGUUGACAGCAUUCAAGGUGCUGAUCCCAACAAACUAGAAGCAAAGAUAAUAAAAUAUUAUGAUUCUGAAGAAAGUGGUGACCAAGAUGUGGGUGUUGCAGGUCAUAUGGAUUUGAUUUCUUUCAUAUUGAAAAGUAACUGUGAGGCCUUGAAUGAAUCUGAUGAACAUCCUUUUGUGCAUUCCCUCACAAGUGCUGGUGGAUAUUUGGAGUCUGAUUGUGAUGAACAAUUGAUUAUUUCAAUAGCCUUUAAUCAAACAGUGAAAAUACAUUCUUUGAAAAUUAAAAGCCCGGCUGAUAAAGGACCAAAAAAAUUGAAGCUAUUUAUCAACCAACCUAACACUCUUGAUUUUGAUGCAGCAAGCUCCAAUCAAUCUGUGCAAGAUCUUGAAUUAACUCCUGAAGAUUUAGAAGGCAAUCCAGUAGCAUUGCGCUUUGUCAAGUUCCAGAGUGUUCAAAAUAUUCAAAUAUUUGUUCAGUCUAACCAAGGAGGAACAGAUACUACUCAGAUAGACUAUUUGCAACUCAUUGGAUCACCUAUAAUCACAACUAAUAUGAGUGAUUUUAAAAGAGUUACAGGCAAGAAAGGAGAAGCACACUGA
Nezara viridula (southern green stink bug) is the source of this 855-nucleotide messenger RNA. NCBI's taxonomy places the organism in Eukaryota, Metazoa, Arthropoda, Insecta, Hemiptera, Pentatomidae. The record is from the annotation of a GenBank genome assembly.